UGCAAAUUAUCUCCAUUAAACUGGAUUGAGUACGACACUGAGGAUACAUGGAGCAUAAUCAAUGAGGUGAUCCUUGGCGGAAAAUUGGCCAUAAGUAAAACCGCCUGCAGGAAGGUCCAAGAAACACGAUCGUAAGCUUUGCUCAUAUCCAGCUUUACAGCUGCUAAGCAUGUGAGGCCUUUCUUCUUCCUGAUACAUUCCACAACUUCAUGAGCAAUGAUGAUGUUUUCACUGAUGUUCCGGCCUGGGAUAAAGCCAUUCUAGUUUUCAUCAAUCAAAUCAUUCAUCACCACUUUAAGGUGGUUAGUGAGCAUUUUAGUGAUAAUCUUGUAUUUAACAUUACAAAGACUAAUAGGCCUAUAGUCAUUCGGAUUCACCGGCGAUGAGAGCUUUGGGAUAAGAGCCAAUCUGGUUUGGUUCCACUCUGGUGGAAACGUAAGCAAAGUGAAAACCUCCAGAAUAAAAUCUUGCACAUCCUUUCCAAUUAUGUCUCUAUCAGGCCCUGGAGACUUCCAAGAGGACAUUUGCUUAAUAGCAUACAAGACCUCAUUUGCCGUAAAAGGAGCAUCCAUAGCAGCAGCUUGUUCAACGGUUAUAACUUCCUCCACAUUACUCAGUAGUCCCUAGAAAUGACUAGAGGACUGACCACUCUGAGAUGGCAGAUCACUAGAUUUAUAAAUGGUGGAAAAGUGAUCAUGUAUCAUAGAACGCAGGGAAUCGAGAUCCUAAAUCCAAUUGCCCUGGGCAUCUUGAAGCUCAUUAAUCUAAGUGUUGCCUUUACGUCUUAUCGCCCACUUGUGAAAGAACUUUGUAUUCCAAUCUCCAAAUUGUUUCUAAUUUAACUUUGCCCUCUGGUGCCAAUAUUCUUGUUGCAAAUGCAGGGCUUCCUCCAAAGCUGACCGUCGUUGCUCUAGGUGAUUGUUAAGAGUUGCAUCAUCCUUGUGUGUCUCCCACUGAGUUUGAGUUCGUGCUAGAUCCUCAGUAAGUUUGAAAACCAAUUGAUCUUAUUCAAUUGGUGUAAGGUCUUAUUCAACUUAAAAGAAAGACCCUGUUGUGAAUCCUCAAAAGACAAAAAAGGUUGUGACCAUGCUUGAUUAACUAGAUCUUUUGAAGAGGCACAAUGUGACCAAAACUUCUCAAACCUGGGACUCUUUUUUCGUAAAUUUUAUUGCUUAAGUUCUACCAAAAUUGGUCCAUGGUCCGAGCUCAUUAUUGGCAAGUUUCUAAUGACUGCCUUCUUAAAAGUAUCUAACCAAGGUCUGUUCACAAAAGCGUGGUCUAACCUUUCAAAGAUCAUAGCAUGACCUUGACGUUUGUUUGUCCAAGUGUACCAACAGCCAAGAUGCUUCAACACUUCAAGAUUAUUACAGUCCAGUAACUGUCGCAUGGCACUAGUAUCUUGAUGUCUUACUUGUCGGCCUCCAUACUUAUCUUCUUGAUCUAAGACUUGAUUAAAAUCACCUACUAUAAUACUGGGAUAGCUAAAACCUUGAAUUAUGCCAUGCAACUAUUUACCAAAAAUCGGUCCUAUCAUGGAAAGAAGGAGGACCGUAUAGAAAGAUGGCCAACCAUUCAAGGCCUGAAGGUUCACGAAUCCUAGCCACUAUUACAUUAGAAUUCUGAUAAAUGAGACUAAGGUUAACACUAUCAGUCCAGAAGAGAGCUAAUCCCCCACUGAAACCAACAUGAUCUAUUACAAUAGAAUGCACAAAAGAAGUAGACUGUUGCCAAGCCAAAAGAUGAUCCUUACUGUUAGUCUCCAUAACAAAUAAAAUACUAGGUUCUACCUAAUACAUGUUUAGACAAGACAUUAUUCAUUCCUCGGAUGUUCCAACAUAGUAUAUUCAUAAAAACAGAGGUGAUUGAUUUGGUUCAACCACCACAAAACCAUUCAGCUGGUUACCUUCUUCAGGAACCUUAGGUGCAACACUGACUGCCUCAUCUUGCACAGGGGGCUGCCCUUCCUUCCCAGUUGUCACUUCAAGCAUUAACCUUUGAGCUUCAACCUCAGUAUAGGCCUCCGUUAUCUCAGUCUCAGGCAUCACCCACGCAGCUUCCAGCGCCUUGAACAAGUCCUCCACCCUUUUCUCAGCUGCCUUGCUUGUCCUUCUCUUCCCAGGUCUCCUGAGCUCUGCCUGAGAAUCCUUAGAGCUUCUUUUCUUGCUGCUGGAAGAGGUAUCAGAGGCAGCAGAUAUAUCAGAGAGUUUAAAGUCAUGAUCAAAAUCGGCAUCCUCGAUUUGCAUCCACCAUCAAGACUGCAAUUUGCUGACAGGAGACAUUUCCACAGAAAGCUGAGGAGGCUGAGGAAUGUCUGCUUCUGACACAACUCUUCUAGCUCGCAUAAAGUAAUCCUCUACUUCACUAUCAGUUAGCAAGGAAUCUUCUUGAACCUAGCAUGGGGCUAAAGCUGAAGAGAAGCGUAUGCGGGACCCUGUCCUCUUGAAAAUACCCCGACCGUGCUUAGAGACAAGGAUAACAGAGCUUCGUGAGUGACCAGAGCUUUCAGAAGAAUCUGAGCCAGCACCUGCAAAAGCCCUAGUCCUAUUGACUACUCUAACAGUUCUUCCAACACUACUACUCUCAGUAUCACUAACAUCAGAACUAGAAAUCAAACCAUGAAAUACAGUGUUUGGGGAAACAUUGUGAUUGGUGGGUAAUCGGGAACAUUAGGAACAACAAAAUCAUGAAUAUAAGAAGGAUCAUCUAACAUAUCCUCCGCAGGAGGAAUAUCAGGCAUCUCAUAAAAGGAAGAUGGCAUGUAAAAAACAGAAUCAUCAUCGGGAACAGAGGCAUCAGAGUUCUCAGAAGAAGCAGACAAAUAAGAUGGUAGUGAAUGGAAACUAUCACCUUGAUAACUAGCAGUGACUGAAAAUGUGCCCAUAACAGCAGCAGGAGCAGCCAUCCUAGACGAAUCAAAGCAAAGUCUGGAUUCAGAUAGAACUGUCUGGACAGGGGAACAGGGGAGCCAUCAUCAUCAACAAAAUCAUCUGCAUUCAUGUCUGCCAAGUACUCCCUAUCAUCCAUGCCAUCCUGAACCAUCAGAAUCGUCAUCAUCAUCUCCAUCCCCAUCUGACCUAUACUAAUCCCAAAUUAUUACGUAGAGUGGACGAUUGCAUUAAUAACUGAAAUUUUACUGUUCCCAAAAUCAUUAUAACUAAAGAGUUUGAACCCACUUUGCGCGUAUGUAAUACUUGAUAGAUUUUGACCAGAAAUCCAAUCGUCAGAAGAUGAAAAAGUGACUGAAUGAGAUUAAGAGAUUGUGAUAAUAAAAUUAAAUUGAAAUAUUGUGUGGAAAAUUGGAUAAUUACAUGAAGGAGAAGUUGUUAUAAUAUAAGUGAAAAUAAUUUAAAUGAUAUGUGAUAAUUAAAAUGAAGAACUACUAAAACUUCAAAGUUAUUCUACAAUUAUAAUAUAGGUAGAUGAUGACUACUACUGCUAUAACGAUAAAAAUAAUUUCCUGGCUCUGCAAAAAUCCCACACUACCGCCAUACUGUUCUGUUGCGCUUUUGUUGUGAAGAUGAAAACUGUGCAAGGAAAACCAGUGAGAAGGGUUGCACGGUCACAGAUUUUAAUCAAAAAAAAAAAAGAGAGAAGAAAAUAAAUGAAAUUCAAAAGGUUACAAUUAUGUACUGUGCCGGAGUGUCCAUAUCAAUGGAAUAGUGUGGUCCUUUCUAGCAAUCUCUGCCCGAGAGAGAGAGACAGAGAUAGAUAUGCAAAUUCAGAGGGAUGAUGAUAUUAAUUUUGAUGUGUGGGCAAAACCAGAGAGAUCUAAGCUCUCCUAAUUCAACUUUGGACCACCAUCCUCCAUAACUACUAACUCUUACGUAUUAGUCAUAUAGUACGAUGCUACUGUAAUUAUCAUCAAGGGUUAAAAUUAUGACUAGCUGUUGCAUCUACGUUUGCAAACAAACAAUAAACAAAUUGAGACAGAACGUUUUGAGAUUCAUAUUAAGUACCCAAUCAUUUUCUUAGAUCCCCCAUCUUGAUUAGGAAUUUAGCACACAACCAACACAAACCUAUGCUUAUUAUUUAUUUUUCGAAAGUGUUUUUCCUGUAUUCAAAUUUAGUUUAUUUGGACUAAUUAAGUUGGUUUGCUUACAUAUACUCUAAAUUCUGCGAGAAAUUUAUGUGCACUACUAUUGACAAACACUCAUUGUAUAAAUCCUGACACGAACAUGAUGAGAGAAUACAAUAAAAUUGUACUUGAACUAAUUAAUUUUAUAUUAUAAUCUUUUGGAACAAAAGUUUAAUUUUAUUCUAUAUUACAAUGAGUUUUCAAACUACAAGUAAGAUCACAAACAUUUCAGUUGAUUCUUAAGAUUUUCGAUGAGGAAGUACAGUACAUGAUCUUUCAUUGCCGUUUUUCGAGAGAGGUUUAGGGUCUGAAAGUUUAAAAAAGUAUUUUGCCUUUUUCGAAUUAUCAAAGCCUAAUGAACUAGGAUAGCUCAUGAAGUACAAAAGGAAGAGGUUAAUCUGUUUUUAAAAAAUUAAGAUGUUAAUUAAUAAUUGGAAGUCUGUCUUCAAAAAACAUAUAUAUAUUUUUUAAAUGGAGUCUUGAUAAUUUAUUAAAACUCUUAGGAUUAAAAUAACAGAUUUUACAAACAUCAGGGGUGGUGAAUGUAAUUCUUCCUGACCUUACUUUCCGCUGAAAUGUCAAAACUGUAAGAAAGAAAAAAGAAAAAAGAAAAAAGAAAAAAGCUUGAGAGCCAAAUAGUAAGGAGUAGGAAGGAGUUACAUAUAAUAUCCCAAUUCUGUGUUGCAGACUGUUCUGCGGAGACCCUAAACCCCCCUCUAAUUUCUCCUCUUUCUUAUUCACUUGUUGUUAAGCGUUUCAUUAUAUUGUUGUUUACCCCCAAAAACUAUUCAACUGUGGCUGUCGGUUGUGCUGAGCAAAAAUCUCGCUCACUCUCUUCUUGGACUGCUGUCACGGGGGUUUCAAGGUUGAAUCUUUAGGUGAAUAUCUGCAAACUGUGUUCGUGAUCCAUUAGAAGUGGUAAACUUCUGUGACAGCCUACAUUUUGCAACUCGGGGUGGGAUGCUGGACCUUCAUGUGAAGAUGGCAUCAGUCAGUGUUUAAUUAAAAUGAAAACCACGCAGGAUUCAGAAAAUAACCAAGAACUGCAACCUACAAGCCAGGUUUCCCAUGAGUCACAAAGUGACCAACAGAACAAUGCGACAGAGGCUCCUAUAGCAGAUUCAGGUUCAGUUUCGGUAUCAAGCAAUGAUGGAAGGAAAGUUUCACGUGAGGAUAUUGAACUUGUCCAGAAUUUAAUAGAACGCUGUCUGCAGUUGUAUAUGAAUAAAGAUGAAGUGGUGAAAACUCUUCUAACUCGUGCAAGAAUAGAUCCCGGUUUUACUACUUUGGUAUGGCAGAAGUUGGAAGAAGAAAAUGCCGACUUUUUCAGGGCCUAUUACAUAAGGCUUAAGUUGAAGAAGCAAAUAAUGCUGUUCAAUCACUUGCUUCAGCAUCAAUGCAAUCUCAUGAAGUAUCCGAAAAUGCCAUUGGCUCCCAUGCAGAAUGGGAUUCAUCCCAUGCCAGCCAACAACCUACCAAUGGGAUACCCUGUUGUUCCACAACCCCCAAUGGCAGUUACUGGUCAACCUCAUAUUGAUCCCAUGGCAUGCGGAAUGCCUAGCUCCCACGGGGUUAAUGGAGUGCCUGCACCAGCAAACUUCCAUCCCAUGCGGAUGAAUGCUGUAAACGAUAUGGUUAUUGACAGUGCAACUCCUGAUGUACCGCCUGCAAUUGCUCCUAAUAGUGCCAUGUCAUCGAUGUCGGAGAUGCCUGUGAGCCCUACUUCAGUUGCAUCCAGUGGCCAUUUUCCCUUCACUGCGUCGGAAAUCUCUGCUAUGGGAGUUGAUACUUCAGGGCUUGAUUCUGCAUUCACUUCUGAUGUAGCAAGUUCAGUAGGAUUGCAGCUUCCUCCUGAUAAUGGUAAUGGAAAUUCAAGGGAUCCUCUCCGAUCUUGGGCUCAAAUCCCCUGGAAUUUAAGCCUUUCAGACCUAACGGCUGAUUUGUCAAAUUUGGGAGGUACGUUUUUCAUGAAGAUACAAACACUAUGCUAUAAGCUUGAAAGUGGGUUUUUUAGUGUAGACUGUCAUGCUGUUUCCUUUAUCAAAUCAAGUGCUUCCCCUUUUACUGUUCACGAUUUUGUUUUACUGAUUAGAAGUGUAACCGUUAUGUAUGCCAGUUAAAAUCCCAAAAGUAUCAAUGAUCUUCCCAUAGAUGUAAUUUGAAUUAUUUCUUCGAGAAGUUGAUAGAUAUGACUAGACACCGAGGUUUGUUGCAAACUGCUGGUGUAAGAUGAAAUUAUCUUCUAUAUAACCAUGAGGGCUGCUACCUUGUUGGUUAACUUAGCGUUAGGUUUAUUUUAAGAAGUGUCAAUUACUCGACUGUGUUUUGUGAAAGAAAGACAAAUUACCAACCAAACCCUUUAAAGUGAAAUAACAUAAGGGUAGAAUUUUUUUAUGUAUUGUUCAUCCCCUCAGCAUUGUUCACUAUUUUUCAUUGGAUUAUAAACUGGGGGAAUUGUUGAAUUUUAUUUUUGACUUAGUCCCUUCAUCUUUGACUUAUCCAGAGUUGGGACCGCUGGGAAACUACCCUGGUUCUCCUUUUCUUCCUUCGGAUUCUGAUAUAUUACUCGAUUCUCCUGAUCAAGAAGACAUCGGUAAGCAAGAUGAUUUGUUUAACUGCCGAAUAAAAGUGAGGUGUUUGUGUUCUUUAAUACUUGUUUUCCUCUGUAAUUUUGGUGUUUACUUUUUUCAGUGGAGGAGUUUUUUGUUGAUGUUCAGCCAUCCCAAUCAGAUGAAGAAAGGUCUUAGGGUUAAAAGCAUGGUACGUGCCAACUGGUAGAGCUUAGGAACUCAGAUUCUGUAAUAAGAGGAGAACCCGUGCAGAUGGUACUUAUAAGGUAUUGGAGGCCUAGUUAUUUAACUUGUUUUAGAACAGUGUAGGUAGCUUUGAAUUCAGGAAGGCAAAAGAUGUGAGGUCUCAACUCAGAGCAGUGCCAAAAGGAAAAGAAAGGACAGAUAUGUUUAGUGAGAAAUGACAGCCUUUUACUAUAUGUGUACUUGUAGGUUACAUAUUCUUUCUUUAUUGGUUUUUUUUUUUUUCUUUGUUGGUGUCAAUUAUACUUUGAUUUGCACUUUUUGCAUUGACUUGUUAGAAAGUAGUUCAUACAUGUAGUAUUCUAGCUAAUUUAGUUCGUACUACUUCUGAUGUAAUGACCUUAUUAUAUUCAUGAUUUAAAUUUAUAGAUGUGCGGUUGCCAUGGUCCGUAGCCAAUGAGAACAAUAUUGUAUAUGUCAUCACCUUAUUAUUGCUAAAUGAAACCUAGAAGACCGGAACGAUUAAUAUUGAGG
Molecule: messenger RNA, 7362 nt
Organism: Oldenlandia corymbosa var. corymbosa
Lineage: Eukaryota; Viridiplantae; Streptophyta; Magnoliopsida; Gentianales; Rubiaceae
Source: the annotation of a GenBank genome assembly